Messenger RNA from Lathyrus oleraceus (garden pea), 1863 nucleotides. RefSeq lists its product as uncharacterized. Gene Ontology annotation, biological process: proteolysis. NCBI's taxonomy places the organism in Eukaryota, Viridiplantae, Streptophyta, Magnoliopsida, Fabales, Fabaceae. Bases 1 to 1863 code for a protein of 620 amino acids. The transcript has a single exon. Gene Ontology annotation, molecular function: aspartic-type endopeptidase activity. The record is from RefSeq and is a predicted model, not a curated record.
AUGGCGGCUCAAAGUUCACAAUUUCAAGAGGAGACUAGAAGUAAUCUGAGAAACACUGGUGCUUCAAUAAAAAAUCUAGAAGUGCAAAUGAGUCAGAUUGCUCAACAACUCGCGGGUUCCCAAACACCAGGUGCAUUACCGAGUGCUACAGUUACAAAUCCACGAGAGCAUAAUAAUGUGAGUGUUGUAACCACAAGAAGUGGUAAAUCGAAAGAAGUCUCCGAGAAAGAUGAUGACCAAGAAGACCAAUUGCUUGAAGUUGAGUUGGAAAUAAAAGAAAAUGAGGUUGUGAGUGAAGAAGUGGUAGUGCCUAAACUGAUGGUUAAAGAAAAAGUUAGUGAAUCAAAGCCGGUUGUCAAACUCCCUUUCCCCACAAGAAAUAAGAAGAAAGAGCAACAUGAGAAGAACUUCGAGAAAUUCUUGGAGAUGUUCAAAAAGCUUGAGAUUAACAUUCCAUUCUUGGAGGCACUCGAACAAAUGCCCUCUUAUGCCAAAUUUAUGAAGGAUAUUAUUUCAAAAAAGAGGAGCACCGACACUGACCCUAUUGUACUAACCGAAACUUGUAGUGCAAUUUUGCAGGGUAUGAAGAUUCCGGUGAAGAAGAAAGAUCGAGGCUCGAUAACUAUUCCUUGCACCAUUGGGGAUAGAUCUUUCAAAAAGGCCCCCAUGGACUUGGGGGCUAGUGUGAGUCUCAUGCCGUUAUCCAUUUACAAGAGGUUGAGGAUUGGAAAAGUGCAAGAUACCAGAAUGACACUUCAAUUUGCUGACCACUCUAUGAAGAGACCGUAUGGAGUGGCGGAAGAUGUUCUUGUGAAGAUUGAUAAGUUUGUAUUUCCGGUGGACUUUGUCAUCUUAGAAAUGUCGGAAGAUGAAGAGAUACCACUCAUCCUUGGUAGACCAUUUUUGGAGACCGGAAGAUGUUUGAUAGAUAUAGAAGAGGGAACCAUGACUCUAAAAGUUUACGAUGAAGAGUUGAAAAUUGGUGUGCGUAACACCAUGAGAUACAAAGAUGACGUGGCGACCAGUCAACACAUAGAGGUGAUUGAUCAAAUGGUUCUGCAAGAAAAUCCUUUAGGUGAACCACAAUUGCCCUUGGAGAGAGUUCUAAGUCUAUCAAUUUCUGAAGACACUCAAGAAGCUGAUGAAAAGGAGAGGGAAGUGUUAACUAUGAUGGCAACACAACCACCCUUUAAGGGAUCCCGAUCACUCCGAUGGGAAAACUUAAGGGAACCCCAGUUUGAGGAAAAGAAAGAUGAGACCAAGAAAGUGGUUGAGCUGAAACAAUUGCCUGAAAAUCUCAAGUAUGUUUUUCUAGAUUCUGAAAGGAGAUGCCCGACUAUUAUAAGCUCUAAUAUAGAAGUUUCCCAAGAAGACAAGCUCGUCAAGGUUCUAAAGAAGCACAAAAGUGCAAUGGGAUGGGCGGUAGAAGACUUGAAGGGGAUUAGCCCUGCGGUAUGUAUGCAUAAAAUUCUCAUGGAGGAUGGUCAAAAACCAGUGGUGCAACCCCAAAGACUAAAUCCCGCAAUGAAGGAAGUAGUUAGGAAAGAGGUUGUUAAACUAUUAGAUGUUGGGUUAAUUUAUCCCAUAUUCGAUAGCUCUUGGAUGAGUCAUGUUCAUGUGGUUCCAAAGAAAGGAGGAACUACCGUGAUAAAGAAUGAAAAAAAUGAGUUGCUCCCUACAAGGACGGCCACGGGGUGGCGUGUUUGCAUCGAUUACAGAAGGUUGAAUUUGGCGACAAGAAAGGAUCACUUCCCUUUAUCAUUCAUUGAUCAGAUGUUGGAAAGGUUGGCUGGUGAUGAGUACUAUUGUUUCCUUGAUGGAUACUCUGGAUAUAAUCAGAUAGGGGUUGCACCAGAAGAUUAA